Messenger RNA from Engraulis encrasicolus (European anchovy), 6844 nucleotides. RefSeq names its product CSC1-like protein 2. The transcript is spliced from 24 exons. Bases 185 to 2734 code for a protein of 849 amino acids. The record is from RefSeq and is a predicted model, not a curated record. Gene Ontology annotation, cellular component: plasma membrane. Lineage: Eukaryota; Metazoa; Chordata; Actinopteri; Clupeiformes; Engraulidae. Gene Ontology annotation, molecular function: nucleic acid binding; calcium-activated cation channel activity.
GGUGUUGUUGGAUUGACAGCGGGCGAUAAGCAGAGAGGUAAUGGACCAGUCUCUCCUGGACUAUUGUGGAGCGGGUUUAUAGCAUUUAGCUUGGGGAAUACAUCAGAGACACAUUUUAAUACAAACACAGUGGAAAGGAUUGAACAUUUGGCAUUCAGGUCUCCGCCAGGAUGUGGCAGUGAGGAUGCUGGUGCCAGGGCUGGCUGUGUUGAUGUGGCUGUGGGCGGGGGUGGGGGUGGGGGCGGCGGGGGCCUUGGCGGACGCCCUCCCCAACCAGGACCCGGGUCUGGAUGGCAGCACCAACGACAACAUGACCUGGUGCUUCUCCGCCCGCAUCCGCAGCACCGUGCUGCAGGGCCUGCCCUUCGGAGGCGUGCCCACCGUACUGGCGCUCGACUUCAUGUGCUUCCUGGGUCUGCUCUUUGUGUUCUCCAUCCUGAGGAAGGUGGCAUGGGACUACGGGCGACUGGCUCUGGUCACGGAUGCAGACAGACAGGAUCAACGGUACCGGCGCCUGGAUGAACGGGAAUAUGUGGCCUCUGCUAUGCAGUCCCAGACGCCUGACCGAUACGAACGCCUCACCUCCAUCUCCAGCUCUGUAGACUACGACCAGAGAGACACCGGUUUCUGCUCCUGGUUAACGGCUAUUUUCCGGAUAAAAGAUGAUGAGAUCCGUGAAAAGUGUGGUGAGGACGCGGUGCACUACCUGUCCUUCCAGCGCCACAUCAUCGGGCUGCUGGUGGUGGUGGGCGUGCUCUCCGUCGGCAUCGUGCUGCCCGUCAACUUCUCAGGAAACCUGCAGGAUGGAAAUGCGUACAGUUUUGGGAGAACCACUAUAGCCAACCUUAGGGCACAUGAUUCCCUGCUGUGGCUGCACACUACAUUCGCUUUCCUCUACCUGCUACUGACUGUGUACAGCAUGAGGCGGCACACCUCCAAGAUGCACUACAAAGAAGACGACCUGGUCAAACGCACUUUAUUCAUCAAUGGCAUUUCGAAGUAUGCUGAGGAAAAGGACAUCAAGAACCACUUUGAGCAAGCGUACGAGAACUGUGUGGUGUUGGAGGCUCGCAUCUGUUACGACGUGGCUAAACUCAUGUACCUGGACUCGGAGAGGAAAAAGGCGGAGAGGAGCAAGAAGUUCUUCACGGACCUGCAUGCCAAAGAGCACGUCACCACCAUGAUCAACCCCAAACCCUGCGGCCACCUCUGCUGCUGUGUCAUCAAGGGCUGUGAGCAGGAGGAGGCCAUUGGCUACUACACCAAGCUGGAGUGUAAGCUGCGCGAGGACUACAAGAAGGAGCGGGAGAAGGUGAACACCAAACCUCUGGGCAUGGCCUUCGUCACCUUCCAGAACGAGGCCAUGACCGCCAUCAUCCUGAAGGACUUCAACGCGUGCCAGUGCCAGGGGGGCUGCAGGUGUCGGAGGGAGCCCAAAUCAUCCCAGUUCAGCACGGUGCUGCACACCCACGACUGGACCGUCACCUACGCCCCCGACCCACAGAACGUCUACUGGGAGCACCUGUCCACGGCUGGCUUCCCCUGGUGGGCGCGCUGCUUCGUCAUCAACUGCCUGCUCUUCCUCCUGCUCUUCUUCCUCACCACGCCCGCCAUCAUCAUCUCCACCAUGGACAGGUUCAACGUCACCAAGCCCGUGCAGUACCUUAAGAAUCCCAUCAUUACCCAGUUCUUCCCCACUCUGCUGCUGUGGAGUUUCUCUGCCCUGCUGCCCACCAUCGUCUACUACUCCGCCUUCUUCGAGGCCCACUGGACACGGUCUGGGGAGAACAGGACCACCAUGCACAAGUGCUACACCUUCCUCAUCUUCAUGGUCUUACUACUGCCCUCUCUGGGGCUCACCAGUUUGGAUGUUUUCUUCCGCUGGUUAUUUGACACACAGUUCCUGGCUAAAGGAAAAGUGAGAUUUGAGUGUGUGUUCUUGCCGGACAACGGUGCAUUCUUCGUGAACUACGUGAUCGCAUCGGCAUUCAUCGGUAACGCCAUGGACCUGCUGCGGAUCCCCGGUCUGCUCAUGUACAUGAUACGACUCCUUCUAGCCCGCUCCGCCGCGGAGAGGAGGAACGUCAAACGGCAUCAAGCGUAUGAGUUCCAGUUUGGUGCGGCGUACGCCUGGCUGAUGAACGUCUUCACGGUGGUCAUGACCUACAGCAUCACCUGCCCAAUCAUCGUGCCCUUCGGCCUGAUGUACAUGCUCCUGAAGCACCUGGUGGACAGGUACAACAUGUACUACGCCUACCUGCCCUCCAAGCUGGACAAGAAGAUCCACUCAGGGGCCGUCAACCAGGUGGUGGCCGCCCCCAUCCUCUGCCUCUUCUGGCUACUGUUCUUCUCCGUGGUGCGAAUAGGUUUUGAGGCUCCCACCUCCAUGUUCACCCUGGUGGUCCUGAUCAUCACCAUCACUGUAUGCCUCUCCCACGUCGUCUUCGGCCAUUUUAAAUACCUCAGUGCCCAUAACUACAAGGUCGACACCAGGACGGAUGUUGAUGGAGUGGAGAACGGUGGUCCUCAGAAUAUUGCCAUGACCUCCAAAGCCACUUACAUAGCCCAGGUGCUGCAGGAGUCGACCUCGGACGAGGCGGGCUCGUCGGGCAGCGGCGACGACGACGGCCAGGGGUCCUCGCAGGACGAGGACAUGAUCAACCCCAACACGGGCAACCAGGGAGACUUCCAGUCCGGAGAGGAGCACCUCAUUGCCAACGAGGUCCGCCAGUGAACAGCAGAGGAGGAGGAGGAGAGGAGCGGGGUCCUCCAGCGAGGGGCGGAGGCGGAGAGUGAGGUCCGGCCAGAGAGGAGCGACGGAGGGUCAGGAGAGCCAGGCAGCAGGGGUGGGGAGGCAGUCGGGGCCAUGGAGGUCCUGCACUCAACUGCACUCGAUGGACAACGAUGACCGCAGCAGCGGAUAAAAGAAACAAACGCACCCAAACAAACAUACACACAUGAACAAAGAUAUGCUCCUUCAUGGAGGUCCUGCAUUCAGCUGGACUCUACCAGUGACGACGAUGACGGCAACAGAAAUGAGAAACACAAAUGCACGCACAGCAACUUAAGAGGCCAGGUCGUCCUCCUCUUCCUCCUCCUGAAGCAGCUCUUGCUGGUGGAUCAGGCGUCAUGGCCUCUCUCCCCUCCUCUCCUGCCACUCUGCUCCACUCUACUCCACACCUGCCGCCUCCUCCUCCUCCUCCUCCUCCUCCUCCUCCUCCAGCAGUCAGUGCUCCAUAGAGUUGGCCCUCCAUUUAGUGUCUCCUUUUUUUUCUACUUGAGUUAGCUAAAACCGCACUUACUCACCCCACUCACCCCAACUCACCCACUCACGUGUUAUAUACACACUGUACUGACAAGUUCUCAUCACCUUACCCUUUCACCCUUAGCCUUCUCUCCCUCGCUCCCCCCACCACCCACAUCAUAGACCAAGAGUAGAAAACUGUAGUUUACCUGGGGAGCGGGCUAUGACGACAGACUGACUGUGUUUGAGAUCGCACCGUAUGGAUUCCCCAGGCUUUAUCAUGACAUGAGAUGAGAUGCUUUAAAGAAACAAACAAACAACAAAAAAAGACAAAAAAGAAGACAAAAAGAACUUUGGGAGGCGUCCUCCUGUGAUCAUCAUACAGACAAAAAAAAAAAAGCGACUAAAUGUUCUCACACACUUCUGCUGUUUGUUCACUCAUGCCUCAGAGCUCCCUGAGAGAAAAGAAGAAAAACACUACCUUGUUAUAUUCUUUUAUUAUUUUUAUUAUUAUUUAAUCAGUUGUCAAUAAUGUUUUUUUCAGAAUGAAUCACUGAUUUUUGAUCCUCUACUGUAGUGUGUUGAGCCUGCUGUUAACAAGUCUACGUCUUUCCCCCCUCCCCGCCAUUCGAAAAAGAUCAAUAUUGUACAGAACACCUGAUGGCAGAAUUAGCUGAAGACAUAGUUGUGAUUACGUGAUGACAUCAGAACCUUGCUUGGUCCAGUACUCGUUUGCCUAUGGAGAUUAGAUGACUGCUUUAGGCAUCUAGAAGCAUGUGUCACUACGUCGUAGCUAUAAUCUCCAUCUCCCAAUGUAGUGGCUCCCUGCUUUUCUUUGGAUCUUGUGGCUUGUGUAACUAGACCUGGCUUUCAGUCAAUUAGUCAGCCAGUCCUGUGCACACUAAUCCAUCAGGGGUGCAUUUCUCAAAACCAUUGUUGCUCACUACAUUAGCUACUUUGCUAGUUUCAAUGCAAUUUCCCAUUGGCAGCUACCCAAGUUGCUAAUUGGCUUGCAACUACGCUUUCGAGAAAUGCACCCCAGGACUCCCUCUGGAGGGACUGGUGUGUUUAUGUGUUGGUUUGUUUGUUUGUUUUGGUGUUGAAACUGUAAAGACACCCUUUAAAAUACUCCAUGUUCUUCCGAUCUAAGGGGUCCAUUUCCCGCCUCCGCACGCGUAGUUCCUAACUAUGUUGGCUACCGUGUUGUUUACGAUGCACUUUCACCAUUGCCAGCCACAACCAAUGAUAGUUGCUUACUGGCUGGGUCAGAGGUGCCAAUCCGGGUUCAGAAAGUAAAAUCCCUGCCACAGAUUUGAUCCAACAAGCCGACUUUAGCUGAUAGUAAUGAGUACUCUAGACAGGUAGACCUGUUGCUCAUUGAAGUCACCUGUGUUGGAAGGAAACUGUGGCAGGGGUCUUACUUUCUGAACUGGAUUUUUGACACUUCUGGCUGCGUUGUUGGGAAGUGCUCUCCAGAACUAAGAGCCAAUCAGGGGUGCAUUUCUCAAAACCAUAGUUGCUUACUACCUUAGCUAAUUUGCUAGUUUCAAUGCAAUUUCCCAUUGGCAACUGCCCACGUUGCUAACUGGCUAGCAACUACGCUUUCGAGAAAUGCACCCCGGGUUAGCUCUUGAUCAGGCAAAAUGAAUGCAAAUGCAGGACCAGAGCAUGCCAUUUGUUGGACAAAGAAAGAAGCUGUUCCCUGGGGUUUGAGCUGCUUUUUCGGGAUCCCCUGUUGGAAACGUUUGAAUGAGGCAGCAGCACGCACAGCAAAUAUAGGGCUUUGUACUUCUGUCUGUUCUUGUGUUCUUUUUUUAAUCACUGUUAUUAUUUCUCUUCCCAGACCACUAAUUAAUAUAGCAAUGAAUCAUGAUUUCACUAAUGCUUUACUGUCGAUUGUGGUAUUGAAGCGUCACUAAAACGCAACACCUUGGUACUACAUUUAUACAUGUCCCAUUUGGUGUCAUGUCUGUUUUGCUAACUAACGUUAUACGGAUCGAUGUUAACAACCCCCUGUAUUUUAAAUCAUUCGACCUGAGAAAUGUAAUGACUUGUGUUGUUUCAUGGCAAGUGAGCACAUUCUGUGGUAUUCUCUGACGAGCUUUUAGAAUGGAGUCAUUUCUCUUCCAAUAUGUGGUCCCCCACUCAAGUGCUAUUUUGUUUUUGUUUUGUUUUUGUUUUUUUGUUGUUUUUUUUUAGUUAUGUAGACGUACGAUCUGGGUUUAGCUCUUCUGAGAUGCUACUGAGAAGAAUGAUUGUUGUCUGAUAUGUGCUUCUGUAUGUACUAUGGCCAAGGUGGACCCAUGUCUGUCGCUGUUGGCCUGAGGCUUAUGCAUGCACACUACAAAUGAAAGCAGAACGUUUGAUUGUGGCUGUAAUUCCUCCCAAAAUCAUUUCCUGUUAAAGUCCCCGCUGCAGUAGAUGCACUAGCCCUGCCCCUUACCCCAACACAUACACACACCUUCACCAUGUUAUGUAUGUGAUCAUUCAAAAAUUGUCUUACAUUUUUGGGAGCGUUGGCUUGUGGCCUACUUGUCUCCUGAAUCUUAACCAAGGAGGUUGAAUGCAAAAGUAAUUAGAUAUAGAUUACUGUCUGUACUACUGUAGCCAUGUGUAAUGUGCAAGAUGAAUGUAUGAAUGGACACUGGUGCAGGGCCAGAUUAAGAUGGCCAGGGGGGUCCCUAGGCUACAGGUUGCUGUUGGCCCCCACCGACGGCAAUUUCUGACAAAAUUACAUAGGUAGAUUCCGAGCAAUUAAGGACGUGUUUGCCAAUCUGUGGACGGGAGUGUUAACAAGAUUUAAAAUUAUUCUCUUCAACUCGACACGGCAGACAAUAAUGCAUCAUGUCACAAUGCUGUAAUUAUUGAUCCCCCUUUGGCCAAUUGCGGGCCCCCUUGCAGGUGGGCCCCUGGGCUGCAGCCAUAGCUAGCCUGUGUGUUAAUCUGGCCCUGCACUGAUGUCAUUCUAAACAGAGUAGAGUUGUUUCCGAAUCACUCCAUAUUGCAACUGCCUAAUACAUGGCCAAUGGACGUGGACAUCUGAUAGCUGAAGUAAUUUACAUUAACAUCUCGUCAGUGGCAAAUAGUGUUACAAAAAAAAAUUAGGAAUAAUGUGUUCCAUAUUUAUUGCUUCUUGUUUUUGUUUGUUUGUUUGCAUUGUGAAGGCAGUUUUUUGCCAGGGGAUUGGCCUGUGGUCAAUGGAGUUGUUAAAUUUGUGAAAUAUUUGUGUACAUAGAUUAACUGCACUGCUCUUCAAAACACUAUGCUUUGGUAUUUAUGACUACAUUUGUACAGUUGUACGCAGUAAAACCAGUAUGUACAGUCACCGUGUUUCCUGGUUUACUCUCCUCUCAUCGUCAGCUUUUUCUUUCCCCAUUCCCUCUACAUAAAAAUGUCACUGGAGGCAAUUUUUUCAUAUUUAGGGUUAUUCCCUGUUUUUAAUAAUUUUGUAAAUUAACUGCUAUCUCUUCCCUCUCAUUCUGUCUCUGUCUUCCCUCUCUCUCUCUCUCUCUCUCUAAAAAAGACUGUAUAUUUGGCAGAGUCCCCUGUCAAUCCCUUCCAAGUCUUUCAACAAUAAAAAGGCAUUUACUAAUGAACAGA